This is a messenger RNA of Clarias gariepinus (North African catfish), 923 nucleotides long. RefSeq names its product oligosaccharyltransferase complex subunit (gene ostc). The record is from RefSeq and is a predicted model, not a curated record. The transcript is spliced from 4 exons. Bases 81 to 530 code for a protein of 149 amino acids. Gene Ontology annotation, cellular component: oligosaccharyltransferase complex. Lineage: Eukaryota; Metazoa; Chordata; Actinopteri; Siluriformes; Clariidae.
GAGCGAGAACUACUUCCUGUACACGUCGCUCUUACGGCGCUGCAGUGACACCAGCCAGGAGAGGAACAAGGAGAGGAGUUAUGGAGACUUUAGUCAGCCUGCCGUUUGCGGUGUUGGAAUGUCCGAACAUCAAGCUGAAGAAGCCGUCCUGGCUGCACAUGCCCUCCGCCAUGACCGUGUACGCCGUGGUGAUUGUGUCCUACUUUCUCAUCACUGGGGGUAUAAUCUAUGAUGUCAUCGUUGAGCCGCCCAGCGUGGGCUCAAUGACUGAUGAACAUGGUCACCAGAGACCUGUGGCAUUUUUGGCUUACAGAGUGAAUGGGCAGUACAUCAUGGAGGGUCUGGCAUCCAGCUUCCUCUUUACCAUGGGUGGUCUUGGCUUCAUCAUUCUGGACCGCUCCAAUGCUCCGAACAUUCCGAAACUCAACCGCUUCUUGCUCCUCUUUAUUGGCUUUGUAAGCGUGCUACUCAGCUUCUUCAUGGCCCGAGUGUUCAUGAGAAUGAAGUUGCCUGGAUAUCUCAUGGGUUAAAGCUGCACAAGGCCUUUUCGGUGGGACACACCACAGGCAGAAGGAGACAGAAGAAUGACGGCAUAUGAACAGAAAAUUACCUUCUGGAUCAGUGUGUUGAUGAUGAUUUUCUAUGUGUGUGUCUCAGAGAGUGAAAUACUUUGUAUCUUGUGUAUCCCCAUCCAAAGGGGCUACAGUUUGCAGGGUUUAGGUUUGCUAUAUUUUGUGCAAAAUUUGCAUAACUUGAUAGGGAAAGGUAUGCCAUGUGUAGCAGCUCUGUGUUAAAUGAUCAAAAUUGGUUUACAUAUGAAGUCAAUUACACGCUAUUUUAGAAAACUAGAAAUGCAUUUAAAUCUGGCCUGUGUGGGGGUUUUUUCUAUGUAAAGCCACAAUAAAAUUGAUUUAUACAACCCU